AUGACGAGGAAGGAAGUGCAGUUCAGUCAGCUGACAGAACUGGAGUCCCAAUACUCCACCAGCAAAGCUGUGAUGUGCCAUGUCCAAGAGAGGAUAAAAGCACUGGAGACCGCCAUGCAGAUGGCCAGAGAAGUACGCCGCAGCCCCUUCCUGGAGAAGUACUGCACACUGGAUAAGGUUCUGGAGACUCUGCAGGCUCCUGUGGAUAAACAGUUGUUCGAUAUGAAAUGUGUCACUGUGGGCUCUGGAAUGAGCUGUAUUUUCCAGUCAGAGAGUCUGAACCGCAGUUUGGCAUUGUGUCUGAAGAUGGAAGUCAGCAAUGCAGAGCACCUGUCUGAGUCGUCACCUGUAGGCUACCAGCUGGACAGCUCCAACGGAAAGUCCCCUUGUAAAGGUGCAGAGGGCAAUAACAGCACAUACAUGUCAACCAGUCCCAACAAGCUCUGUACUCCACAAAAACAGGGCCGGAAAAGCCCAGGAACUAACAGUCCACCAUCCCGAGGCUCCUCUACAAGCCCAAGACCUUGUCGCAGGUCCAACCUUUCUGGCCACAGCUCAGCAUCAGACCUUUCAAGCCCGGAUGUAAUAAUUGAGGAGCUUUUAGAUGAGGAGCAAGGGCAAGCUCUGCCUCCCACUGGCCCUCAGCUGGCCAGUGACAAAUGGAGAAAGCAGAAGAGAAAAAAGAACCUGUUUCCUCGCUAUAAGAGAAGUGUCAGCCAGUGGGUGGUGGUAACCCACAUUGUGAAUCCAAGUCACUUUUAUGUCCGCUAUGUGGCCGAGAAGAGAGAAAUCGAGAACCUUUCUAAGAAAAUCCACCACUUCUGCGGCAUAGAUAGUUGUCGCUUCACUUCGAGGGACAUGGUGGAAAUUGGCUCUGUGAUCUUUGUGAAGUGGAAGGAUCUCUGGUGCCGGGCCAGUGUUGUUGAAGUCCUGCAGAAUGGCUGUACGGAGGCUGUAAGAACCUGCCCAGUCACCCAGCUUAAGGGGAUCCGAGUUUUUCUUCUUGACUCUGGGUUCACAAUCAGCAUCACCAUACCGAGAGAAGAGGAGGCCACUGAGACCUCACUGAAGGCUGUGGACAACCACCUGAGGAAAGUGGACGAGGCAGUGAAGUUGGAGCUGGGUUGCUUUGCUCCUCAGGCCAUAAGAUGUUCACUAAAAGACCUGGUCCCAUACGACCUGACGAGGGGCUGGAGUAAAGAAGCACAGGCUGAAUUCCGCAAUGUGGUUGGUUCUGCAGCAGUGGUUAUGCGGGCUUUGGGUCAAGACCGAGAUUCUUUGCUGGUGGACCUGAAGAAAGCUGCUAUGGACCAGUCCAGUGAUGUGCCCAUCUCUAUCAGACAGUACCUUGUUUUCAUUGAGGUGGCCAGGUUUUAUUCCCCUGUGACUCUGGGCAGGAGUCCUCUGUUGUACUACCCACCUGUCUAUCCCAAGAUCAACACGGAGCUCAAUGCUGUGGUUUCCCACAUAAACAGUCCUGGUGACUUCUACAUGCAGCUGGUUGAUAACAUGGAGUCCUUGUUGCUCUCAGCGAAGCUUCAGGAAUGCUACGAUGAAACAACAGUGGUCGAACAAGGCAAGCUCAACAUCUACUGCCCUGUGAUAGGACAGGCCUGUGUGGCUCGCUUUGACGACAAGUCGUGGUACAGAGCUCAGGUCAUAGGUCAUCCAGGGGAAAGAAAAGUGGAGGUCCAGUACGUUGACUUCGGAAAUAAAAGCAUCCUGUCAGUCAACGACUUGAGGAAGAUCAAAGAUGAGUUCUUUGCCCUUCCAGCCAUGGCAAUCCACUGCUGUUUGUCAGAUGUGAUUCCGGUGGAAGGAGAGGUGUGGAGUGAAGCCUGCACCAGCAGAUUCAUCAGCUUAGCUCACCAAAAACUGGUCACCAUUAUGGCUACAGAAUAUGUCACAAAGUCUGCACCUCUGCCUGUCAAACUGUUUGAGGGUGACCUGAACGGACCGCAAACCAACAUCGCUGAGCUGCUGAUCAAAGAGGAGCUGGCCUGCUUCAAAGAGGGUUUGAAGUCCAAGAAUGACAGUCCAUCCUGUGAUGAUAGUGCCAUAUGGGAUCCUCCACUUGAGCUUGGUUCAACCAUGGACGAGGCUUCUGCUCCGCAACAAAUAAUCCCUGGAGAGGAGAACGAUGAGCCGUUUCAACCUCAGCUGAAAUUUCCUGCUCAGCUCAAAGACCUGAAAGUUAAAGUCAGUCACGUCAACUCACCGAGCAGCUUCUACGUCCAGUUCGCCCAUAGCGACUUUAAGCUCAAAAGGAUAUGUGAACUGUUGAAGCAGGAGUGUGCACUAAUGGAACCCCAGGAUGUGGUGUGGAAGGCAGACAUGUACUGUGCUGCGCUAAUUAGUGGAGUUUGGGAGAGAGGACAGAUCUUGUCUGACGUCACAUCCAGCAACACUGCAGAGGUGAGACGAUGUGACUAUGGCAACGUGGUGAAGGUCCACGUCAGCGACCUGCGACCGCUGCCGUCCUCCUCUGUGGGAUCCCUGGCAGUCGAGUGCACUCUCAGCGACAUCAGGCCAGCAGGAGGCCGAUCUCGCUGGACUGAUACAGCCUGUGACAUAAUUGCCUACUAUCUGAGCGGAGCAUCGGCAACUGUGACCAUCAAGGAGUUGACAGAUGAGCGCCCACUGCCUGUCACUCUGUUCUGCUUCAACAGAAUGGGAAAGUUUAUCAGCAUUGCAGACUUUCUGGUCAGUGAGGGUCUCGCCCUCAGGGAAAGAAAACCAAGAGAUGCUGCUGUACAACAGCCUGUUGAAACUGAUUCGCAGUCUCCAUUGAGCAAGAUAAAAACUGAUGACGAGAAGAAAGAUACUCCCUCUGGUCCUGUUGUUUCUUUGCCUUCCCCAUCCUCACUUGUCUCAACUGCUGCUCCUCCAAAGCCAGCCCCUCGUACCAUUAUGUCUGCUGAGAAGGUGAAGACUUCAUUGUACCGACCACCAGAGCUGCCAGGUCUCGGUCACAUCCAGAUAACCGUUUCUGCUGUCGAUGAUGAUGGUGUCAUUUUUGUUCGGACAGAAAAUGCAGAGUGUCAGCUGGAGCAGCUAAGGGAGAGGAUUCAGCAGAGCAUGAAGACGCUGCCCAGACAGAAGCCGUACACCUGGAAGUCGGUCCUGGGCUGCGCUGUCAUUGGACCUGACAUGUUGUGGUACCGAGGACAGCUGCUGGAGGUGCUGGGAGGCCAUGUCAAGGUACAAUAUGUCGACUGUGGCCUGAUCGAGAACAUCCCAGUGGUCCAUGUGUACCCGUUGCUGCUGUGUGACGAUGUUCCUCAGCUCUGUAUUCCAUGUCAGCUGCACGGCAUCAACCCUGUUGGUGGUAAGUGGCAGCAGGAUGCAGUGGCCUUGCUGAGGGAGAUGUUGCUGAACCGCAGUGUGGAUAUGCAAGUUGUGGAGCUGCCGGACAGCCCGAGGGGGCCCAUCACAGUUGAACUCUUUCUGGAUGGUUUGAACCUCAGCAGGAUUGUGUGUCACCACGAACACGCCUCCAAGGACACGACUGUCUCAUCACAGAAGGAACUGAUGCCUCCUCCUCCUCCUCCCCUGCUGGAUGACUGGGAUAUCAACACUGAGGGUUUGAGGGGCCCGGAGGAACCGAUGCUGGGACCCUUCGUGGACCCAAGCAUGCCACAGGAAGGAGAACACUUUCAUGUCAGGGUCAAGCAUCUGUGGACUCCCAACGAGCUGUUCCUGUGGCCUUUGGAGGGAACAGCUGAUAUGGAGGUCAAUGGAGAGACUCUGGAGGAGGCUUUAAUCAGAAUCAAUGCAAACAUCAGCAGUCUGCCGCGACUCACCAACUUCCCUCGUGGUGGUCCGUGCCUGGCAGAGUACAGUGACGGCAAGUUCUACCGAGCCAGACUGUUGAAGUUCACCAGCGUGGAGCCGGUCACGAUCCUGGUCCAACACGUUGACUUUGGUUCUGAUGACACGCUGCCCACCAGCAAGCUGCGUCAGAUGCCGACUGAGCUGCUGCAGUUUCCAUCCCGGGCGUUAAAAGUCAAAGUCGCCGGCUUCAAGGCUCCGAGUGUCAACAGGCAGGAAGCCGUGCUGCCGUACAGCCCUGGAUGGAGCGUGAAGGCUGCCGUGCUCAUGAUCGACCUGCUGCACAACAACAUCACCGCCUCCGUUGUGGCCAAAGAGCCGGAGCUGACAGUGCUGCUGUACAAUGAGGAUGGAGAUCUGGUUCAUCUUCCUCUGGUGAGCAGUGGACUGGCUGAGCUCCAGUAGAGACGCCCUGCUGACCUUGAAUGUCGACUUCUGGACGUCACAUUUUGUGAACUUAAUUUCUUUAUUUGACUGCUGUUCUGAGUUUUUACUUGUUGCAGAAAAUUCACAUUAGUCUUUAUUUUAAUGUUGUUCCUGCAGAGAGGUCAUUUAUUUUGUUUGGCUGCUGUGUUUGACUCCUUUGAGACAGACCUUUCUGUAUGGAGAUUUAGAUUAAACGUCCAGUGCUGUUCAACUUUC
Acanthochromis polyacanthus (spiny chromis) is the source of this 4473-nucleotide messenger RNA. RefSeq names its product ring finger protein 17 (gene rnf17). The transcript has 33 exons. NCBI's taxonomy places the organism in Eukaryota, Metazoa, Chordata, Actinopteri, Pomacentridae. Bases 1 to 4236 code for a protein of 1411 amino acids. The record is from RefSeq and is a predicted model, not a curated record.